CAGAUCUUAGGAAAUCGAAUGAAGCUAUUAUCUAUAAGGAGGUUAUUGUUUUACUCAUCUUCGAUCUAGAUUGCGUAAUGAAUAUAAUAUUUAUUUUCUGAGAAAGUUUUUCUUUACUCAUAUGACUUCUUAAUUAAGCAGCCAAUGUUUCACAGCGGAGCACUACAUGGAAUGGAUGUAGAGGGGCAAGGGGUAUUUUGUAUCCUCUGCGGGUAAACAGAAACUUGAAUAUCACAGUGUGAUUUUUGUAUGGGAUAUUGUUAUGACAAAAGAGAAACGAAAAUAUCCCAGAUUGCUUUUGAAGCCAGGGCUGCAUCAGUGAAAAUCAGUUAACCGCUGGGCUAAUGAAUACAGAAGAGAGAAGCGCGAACUGCGAUGCAGACGUCUUUUGACAAUACUGUGUCGGUAAUGGAUUGCCAGUGUACUCAAUCAAGAGACCAAGGGAUAAUUUCUCCGCAUAGAAAAUAGGCUUUUCCAGAGAUUUUAUCAUUAUCAGGGUCACCAUGAAUGGAUAUACGACUGUGUCUGCUUAUAAAGAUGCUACGAAGACAAUAAACAUUGAUAAACAGGAACCCAAAAUAGGACUUCACAAGAAUGACUGCAAUUUGGAUAUUCCCGAGUCCGACAGUGGGGAUGAUUCAGAGAAUACUUAUAGGCAUUACAGUGACAAUGUGGACACUGACGUCAGUAAUACUCAGGACGAGGGGGACCCUCCGUCCCCUCCCGUGUCCCGCGCAGCAGACAGGUGCUUGUUGAACAAUCUGAAUAUUGUAAGUAGCGUAAUCAGCAGUGACUCGGACAGUUGUACAGAGGGGGAGUUUAUCUUGGACCGUGGCGGGCAGACGACAGAUGAAACCAGCACGUCGUCUGAGUCUGACGAAACACAGAUAUGGGUUGGAAACAGAACUCGGACCAGUGGAAGCGUUUCCACACCACCACUACCAAGUCUGACCAGCUCCAAUGCCAGUGACAGUCGCGUGCAGAGCCCUAGCAACAGGAACAACACCAUACCAAGGUACUCCUCUCGUGAAGUUUCCUCAUCCGGAAACGCAUCAGUUGUGACGUCACAAGGUACCGGCGAUGAAGCUAACCUGGGCCGAGACCGAAGCCACUCUUGGCAUGAACUUCCCAGUGAUGUAGAAUGCCAGAUUCAGAGACGGUCAUCCAGAAAUAUUAGUCUUCUGCGUCAUAAUCCAAGGACUGGAAAUACCGAGACUAUUGUCAUCGAAACUCACCCAAAUGGAGAUUCAGGACUUGGUCACGAUGUCCAUUCCAAUUCCGAAGAUCUCUUCUACCCGGACUCACCAUCGAAUGCGUCGUGGUCAAUUUUGAAAAAGAACAAUGGUCGAUAUAAUGAUGUUAACAUCCCCGUUGAUUCCACUCUCAUGGACAGUAUGUUCACCAGCAUCAGCGGAUUAUACGCAAUGGCAGUUGUUGUGUUGGGUUGUGUUAUUCCAAUAUCAGAGAUCUUCUCAAAAGAGACUCUCGACUUCUCCUUCCUGUUUGAUGGAUUUUACAUCUAUAUCUAUACAGUCAGUGUCAUUUUCUUAAUAUAUGCCUACGUCUACCUCCUCCGAAAUAAAUCCAUCAAACUUCGACGAAAUCUGCGUAGGGGCCAAUAUUCCACGUCUGCUUCUAGUUCACGUAGCAAUUUGAAGAGGAAGUAUUCCUUUGACGAUUCUCGGACUUACCACACCGGAAGUUUCUACCUGAGACUGGGUGCUGUAGGUUUUGGUAUCGGCAGUAUGAUACAGAGUGGCCUACAUUUUGGGGAACUCUUUGACACGAACACCGACCCGCCUUCCCAUCCCUGUAAAAGCAUCGCCCAGGGAGCUAGACCCAUUAUACAUCUCAUAUUUACAUUUAUACAGCUGUAUUUUGUCUUCUUGAAUUCUAAGAUGUGCAUACAUCGAUAUAAAACUGUGGCAAGGUUUGGAUUGAUGCACAUGUUGGCUACGAACCUUUGUGUCUGGGCCCAGAAUAUCGUCCAGGAGACCCUGCGUGAAAUCAGGCAUCUGUCCGAAACUAAAACAGACAUCAACUCCACAACAGAUCACGAAAAAGGUUCGUUUUUCAUAAGAAAUCUCACACGACAUCACCUGGGUUGUCACAUGAAUUCUUUGAUGACGGAUGUUGUGGAAACUUCUAGUUCUUACUUGUACCCUUGUACAAUAGAAUACAGUUUAAUAUGUGCAGGAAUUUUGUAUGUUAUGUGGAGGAACAUCGGGAAACGUGGGCAGGUGUCGGAAGAAGUGACGAGUGACGAGGACAGCAAAGCCAAGUCUCACCGGAUGACGGUAGACUGUUCCAGGUCGAGUCGCGGCCUCUUUUUGGGAAUCUUCGUUCUUGUAGGAACUGUGAUUACCAUGAUAACGUUCUUUGUUCUCAUUAGGUCCAACAAUUAUUUCAACACGGCAGUCAAAUUGGAGCAUUUAUCUGCUGUGGUUAUUUACGUUGUGACGUCAGUUGCCGUCGUUUUGGCGUUCCACAGAAUGCAGACGUUGCGUGUAUAUUCUGAGCGAGAAUUAGACCUGGAGGAGUCCCUCCUCCUGUUGGGUUUGGGGGGCCUCUAUAUGUAUACAUUUUUAAGUAUUAUCUCAGUCACUUUGAAGAAAGGACCAACGGAUUAUUUAGUCAUUUUGUCCAGUGUUUUCCGAGUAUUUCAAGCCUCUCUGCAAACUGUCUUCCUUUUAAGCGGAAUGCGUAAGUCGUCAUGGCGACGUGAGCAGGAGAGACAAAAACCUGGACGAGAGUAUGUCACAUUUCUUUUGGUCAGCAACAUCGCGAUGUGGGGCCUCAAUACGUUUGAAAUUCAGCGAUCUCAUGCAAACCCUGUGCAGCUUCACUUUUAUGGACCUCUGGCCUGGGCGAGUUUUAACCACCUCUCGGUUCCUCUAACAAUUUUCUUUCGAUUUCACUCUACGGUGUGUUUGUCAAAUAUUUGGAAAAGCGCAUGGAAAAGACGGAUGCCUGCAGUCUAAGUGUUUUAAAGAAAUCCUACCCAUAUGCAUUCUAUUUCUAUUUUUACUUGCAUGUAUUUUUAUUUUUCCACAACCUUUAAGAUUUCUUGCUUUUGAAAACCACGAAAUAUGAACAUAUACUUAUUCACAUGCCUUUUCUACAAUGUGCAAAAGUGUAUCCACUAUUAUUUUUUUGAAUAAAAGAUUUGGUUAUCGUGAGUAGUGGCAAUAAAUGAUAUUUUUUUUUAUGGAUUUCUUAACUAUUUUGAUGUUGCCGUGUGUUCUGUAUGUUGUACAGAAAAUUUUGUGUCAUUUGAUCUUCUCUAUUAAAGUUAUUUUUUACUUUGAAGUUAAUGUAAAGAUGUGCAUGUAAAUUACAGAAUAAAACGUUUUAAUUUUC
Molecule: messenger RNA, 3360 nt
Organism: Ostrea edulis (European flat oyster)
Lineage: Eukaryota; Metazoa; Mollusca; Bivalvia; Ostreida; Ostreidae
Product: proton channel OtopLc-like
Exons: 9
Coding region: 504-2981 (825 amino acids)
Biological process (GO): proton transmembrane transport
Cellular component (GO): membrane
Molecular function (GO): proton channel activity
Source: RefSeq, a predicted model, not a curated record